Messenger RNA from Nerophis lumbriciformis (worm pipefish), 3066 nucleotides. RefSeq names its product bone morphogenetic protein 3 (gene bmp3). Gene Ontology annotation, cellular component: extracellular region. The record is from RefSeq and is a predicted model, not a curated record. Gene Ontology annotation, molecular function: cytokine activity; growth factor activity. NCBI's taxonomy places the organism in Eukaryota, Metazoa, Chordata, Actinopteri, Syngnathiformes, Syngnathidae.
CAGAACCGAGACCGGGUCUUUAUUCGGACCUUUGUUGGACCGGCUUUUUUGCUCUCUCCUGUCCCGGAAGUCCAAGGUGAUGGUUCCGACCUCAGGUGACGCUCGGUGCAGCUAAAGUCCAAGUCCUGGUUCGUCUUUCCUGCCGUCUUCGCCCCCAGCAUGGUUGUGGUUCUGGUCCUGGUCCUGCUCUCCGUUUGGACCUGCUGCCUGCGCCUGCAGGGAUGCUGUGCCGUGGAUUGUAGGCACGCCGCGGGGAGGAGGCAGCCGCAGCAGGAGGACCGGGACCGGCUGGCCCAGGACGCGGUGACGGAACACAUGCACAAGUUGUAUGACAAGUACAACAAGCACGGAGCCGUCGGCCACGACGGAAACACCGUGCGCAGCUUCAAGGCGCACUGGGGCGUCAUCAACAAGAAGCCGCUGCAGAUCUUCAACCUGACCUCGCUCACCAAGUCCGAGGACGUGCUGUCAGCGACGUUGCACUACUACAUCGGGGACCUCCAGAACGGUUCCAGGGCCCGCCCUCGUGGUCCCAGUCAGGUUCACGCGCUCAUCUGGAGCUUCGCCCCCGAAGGAGCCGGGAUGAGGACUUUGGGCGAGUUCCGCAUCAACGCGUCCACGCAGAACCAGGACUUCAUCUCCUGGCAGUGGAAGGACGUGACCCUGGUGGUCCACCAGGCCAAGCGGCACCAGCAGAUCCUCAUCGGCAUCCAGGUGUCCCCCAGGGGGUCCGGGCCCUGGAAGGAGCUGCUGGCCGAGCGCUCGCCGUACAUUCUGGUCUACGCCAACGACUCGGCCAUCUCUGAGCCCGAGAGCGUGGUGGCCGCCCUCAGGAGGAAACCCGCCCCCAGAGACCCGGACUUGCUUUUGGAGCCGGCGGGUCCCAGGGAGCCAAACGCCAGCCGGCCCAGACGCUCGCUGGAGGUCUCGCUGCCUCUGCAGAACAACGAGCUGCCGGGACCAGAGUACUCGGACAAAUGGGAGCGGACCUACCGGCCUCUGGAGGGCAAGAGGGCCCGGCGGCCUGGGAAGAACCAGAAGAACCAGAAGAAAAGUCUGCUGCACUUUGACGAGCGGACCAUCAAGAAGGCUCGCAAGAAGCAGUGGAAGGAAGCCAGGAAGUGUUCCCGCAGGUUCCUCAAGGUGGACUUUGCUGACAUCGGCUGGAGCCACUGGAUUAUUUCUCCAAAGUCCUUUGAUGCCUUCUACUGCGCAGGAUCCUGCCACUUCCCCAUGCCCAAGGCGCUGAGGCCGUCCAACCACGCCACCAUCCAGAGCAUCGUGCGGGCGGUGGGCGUGGUCCCGGGAGUCCCCGAGCCGUGCUGCGUGCCCGAGACCAUGGCGUCGCUCAGCGUCCUGUUCUUCGACGAGGACAAGAACGUGGUCCUCAAGGUCUACCCCAACAUGACCGUGGACUCCUGCGCCUGCAGAUAGGCCCCGCCUCCCGUCGUCACGGGAACAAGCCGCUCUCCUCCCGCCCCUGUUGCCAUGGCGAAGGAGGAGAAGAGAAACUUUGUUGUCGUCGUGGAAACCAAAAACAAAAUGCUGGUCCACUUUCCUGUGCCAAAAGUGUUGGGAGGAGGUCAUCCUGUCAAAUACACAAUCUGAGCAUCCAUCCUGUCAAAUACACAAUCUGAGCAUCCAUCCUGUCAAAUACACAAUCUGAGCAUCCAUCCUGUCAAAUACACAAUCUGAGCAUCCAUCCUGUCAAAUACACAAUCUGAGCAUCCAUCCUGUCAAAUACACAAUCUGAGCAUCCAUCCUGUCAAAUACACAAUCUGAGCAGCCAUCCUGUCAAAUACACAAUCUGAGCAUCCAUCCUGUCAAAUACACAAUCUGAGCAUCCAUCCUGUCAAAUACACAAUCUGAGCAUCCAUCCUGUCAAAUACACAAUCUGAGCAUCCAUCCUGUCAAAUACACAAUCUCAGCAGCCAUCCUGUCAAAUACACAAUCUCAGCAGCCAUCCUGUCAAAUACACAAUCUCAGCAUCCAUCUUGUCAAAUACACAAUCUGAGCAGAUUUCAACCUACAAAAAGAUUUUUAUUGAGCAUCAAAAUAUUUUCUUUUUCCCAAAAAUUUUUUUUUAAUCUUUCAUCUUUUCAGGAGCAAACACAUUUUUUCACUUUUCAAACUGUAAAUAAAAUCUUUUGUGCUUUUUUUCCCCAAAACUGGCAGCAAUUUGAUCAAAUGUUUAUUUAAUAUUAAAUCACUUUACAGUCAAUUUAUCAUUUCAAGUCAAUAAGUACAUUUCAUCAUGAAAUUAGUACAUUUUAGUCAAUUAGCUACAUUUUACAGUCCAAUUAUCAUUUCAAGUAAUUUGCCUGAAAAUCAAUACAUUUUACAGUCAAAUUACAAUUGAAAGUAAUUUGGCUAAAAAUCAGUCAAUUUUACAGUCAAAUUAAAAUUUCCUCAGGAUUUUAUUGGACAUUUCUCGAGCUCACAACCAAAAUAUUCAUGCAGAAGAAAACAAUAUUGUUCUUGUUUUACUCUACGUGAUUUUUUUUUUACUCUAUGCAUUUUUUUUUACUUUGUGUUUUUUUAUUGGACCUUUUUUUACUCCAUGCAUUUUUUUACUAUACAUGUUUUUUUUUACUCAAGGUGUUUUUCUAUUGUACGUCCUUUUUAUUGGACAUUUUUUUGCUCUACGUGUUUUUCUUGUGCGUUGUUGUCAUGCCGACAGUUUGUAAAGAUGAAGAAUGAUUGUUUAUUUUUUAUUUAGUUCUUCUUCUAUUUUUUUGUACGCGAUAAAGAGUUUUUAUUGUGGGUGUAAAUGUUAGCUUCAUAAAGUAUAUUUGGAUAUUUAUUGUGUCUACCUGGUGGUGGGGGUGGGGUCAGGAAGGGAGAGAGGGGGCGGGGCUUUGACUAUGGCGGAGACGUGACCCCGCCCCCUCUGCAUCCAUCAUGGCCGCCCUCCAAACAAAGGAUAGAAAGAUAUUAAUAAAAAUAUGCUCAAUACAACACGUUUUUUGGUGUUUUGUGACAAAAAGAAACAGAAUAAAUAUUUUGUUACAUUUUAAUAUAUAAAAAUACGCUCAAUAUGACGCGUUUUUUGGUGUUUUGUAACAA